Molecule: messenger RNA, 1709 nt
Organism: Humulus lupulus (European hop)
Lineage: Eukaryota; Viridiplantae; Streptophyta; Magnoliopsida; Rosales; Cannabaceae
Product: cytochrome P450 93A3-like
Exons: 2
Coding region: 1-1572 (523 amino acids)
Molecular function (GO): oxidoreductase activity, acting on paired donors, with incorporation or reduction of molecular oxygen; iron ion binding; monooxygenase activity
Source: RefSeq, a predicted model, not a curated record
AUGUUCACCAACGUCAAAUAUUAUGGUCAUGGGCUUUUUGACAUUCUUGUUCUUUUCUCUUUUGUGGCUUUUUGCUUGGCAAUGUUUUGGUGGACGAGCAAGAAGUUAUCGUCCAAGCCAGCACUACCACCGGGCCCUCACGGCCUACCGCUAGUCGGAUACCUUCCUUAUCUGAGUCCAAACCUUCACCGGGACUACUUAGCAUUGGCCAAGAUAUAUGGUCCAAUUUUCAAGUUUUGGAUGGGAACCAAGUUAUGCAUGGUCAUCUCUUCACCCCAGCUCAUUGGCCAAGUGGUUCGCGAACAUGACAAAGUGUUCGCAAAUCGUGAUGUUAGCGUUGGUGCCUUCAUCUUCUCACAUGGUGGAAACGAUAUUGCUUUUGCGUCAUAUGGUCCAGAAUGGAAAAAGCUCCGAAAGAUCUUCACUCAUGAAAUGUCAAGUAAUACCGUACUCAAUAAGUUGUACGAGCUAAGAAGAGAAGAGGUGAGAAAAUCUACGAGGUACCUCUACGAAAAGAUUAAUACCCCUGUUGAUAUUGGGAUGUUGGUGUGUCAAACUGCCCUUAACUCGAUCAUGAACAUGACAAUUGGUGCAUCGUUAGAGGGAGUAAACGCUACUAUUGACAUCGCUCAAAUUAAGAAGGUGACAGCAGACCUCGUGAGGCUGCUAGGAAAACCUAAUAUCUCUGAUGUUUUUCCCGUGCUUAAGUGGUUUGAUAUACAAGGAAUUGCAAGAGAUAUGACGAAGAUUACACACAUCUUCGAUGUUAUGUUUGACAACGCCAUGGCACAACGGAAGAAUGCUAUUAUUAAUCAAGUGGACAAUGCGUCCACGAGGAAGGACUUGUUGCAGCUCCUUAUGGAGCUUCACGAGAAUCAAGAUAGCAAAACUCCAAUUACCAUGCCCGAAAUGAAAGCCUUGCUUAUGGACACAAUCUUUGGAGCAACGGACACUACAACAACCUCGGUGGAAUGGGCAAUGGCAGAGAUUUUUACUAAACCAAUGGUACUGAAUAAAAUUCAAGAGGAACUCAAACAAGUUGUGGGACUGAACAACAACGUGGAAGAAUCUCAUCUGUCCAAACUAACUUACUUGAACGCUGUCCUUAAAGAGACUUUACGUUUACACCCCCCAGCACCUUUUUUAAUACCUCGGUUUCCAAGUCAAUCUGCCAUUGUUGGUGGCUAUACUAUACCCAAAGGAACUGCUAUUUUUCUAAAUGUUUGGUCCAUGCAACGAGAUCCUAGUGUUUGGGAAAACCCUUUGGAGUUUCUACCUGAGAGGUUCAUGGGAGAUGAAAGCCAAGGUGAAACUAAUUAUAACUUUUCAGGUAAAACAUUCAACUAUUUACCAUUUGGAUCAGGGAGAAGAGUGUGUCCUGGAAUUUCCUUAGGAGAGAAGAUGGUUAUGCUGAUGUUGGCUUCGUUCUUGCACUGCUUUGACUGGAAAAUGCCCGUUGGUGCUAAAGUUGAAUUGUCGGACAAGUUUGGGAUUAUUGUUAAGAAAAAACAUCCUUUAAUUGGUAUUCCCAAACCCAGAUUUUCAAAUUUAGACCUAUACACUACUACUUGAAAAAGCUUGCUCAAAUCACUGUAUUGGUACUAUCUUUUCUAUAUAUGUAUAAUAAGGUACAAUAUAUAUAUAUAUAUUUAUAUAGUGAGAAAAAUAAAUAAGAAAUGCAAUAAAUAAACUCAAAAAUGUUUGUUCCA